AUGUCGUCCACCACCAACGCAUCAUCCAACGUCUCCAUUGACCAGUUCAGUGGAGACAACUAUGUGACUUGGAGUCGAUACAUGCGCAGUGUGUAUUUGACGAAGUCCGUCUGGCACGUCGUCAACCGUGAAGUGACUCCGACUUUCACCGACCCGCGAGCCUGCGAGGAAGCGUGGACACGUCUGAAGACGCUGUACGGUGGGUCGCAGAAGGCAGGACGCAUCUUCCUCAAGCAACAACUUUUCUGCACCAAGAUGGAUGAAGGCGCGAGCGUCAUGCACCACUGCAACAAGGUCCUCAACGUCUCCGCCAAGCUUAGCGGCAUCAGUGCGAAGAUGGAAGACGAAGACGUUGCAAUUUGUCUGCUACUCAGUCUUCCGAAGAGCUACGAAAAUGUGGUGCUCAACAUGGAAAUGAGCAGCGCCGAGCUUCGUACCCAGGAUGUGGUGAGAGUCCUGACGAAUGAGCAUGCCAAGCGUCAAGGAGAAAAAGAGACAACAAAAUCGACUACGGUGAAGGCUGAAGAUGCAAGCAAGGCAUUCAGCACCGAACGUGAGCCCUAUCAAUGCACGUAUUGUGGCAAGGAGGGACAUACGGUGGAUAGCUGCUGGACAAAGCAGAAGAACGAAGUGGGACAUUAUGAUGAAGGCAAUGGCUGCGAUCGAGUGGCGUUUGCAGUCUCGUUCGAAUGUGGAGUUUCGACGAGCAAGGACGUGUUUGGAAUGUGGGCCGUCGAUAGUGGUGCAACGCACCACAUUUGCCAUGACAAGACCAAGUUUGCAUGCUUGGCAGAGUGCAAUGAAGGCUAA
This is a messenger RNA of Peronospora matthiolae, 810 nucleotides long. The record is from the annotation of a GenBank genome assembly. Lineage: Eukaryota; Oomycota; Peronosporomycetes; Peronosporales; Peronosporaceae.